GCGCCAACAGUAUUUUAACGAAGAUACGGCAACCUUGUUCUAUGUAUCAGCACUGUUGUUGAUUUUUUUUGCAAAAAAUCUUUUUGGCUUCCUCACAGUAUUCCGAAUGCAUCAAAGUAUUGUGUAAUUUUCCGUGCGAACACGGAAUCGGGAACGUGGGACACACUGCAUCAAACUAACAACGCACUAAGCCUGCAGCGGUGCCUAUGGACUACGGCGGUGGUGGCGGCAGCGCAUCCGGCAGCGGGACGAACAACGCCGAGGCGUCGGAUCUGAACAUGUGCGGGGGUCAGGAUAUGCUGGAGGGCAAAGCCAAGGAGAAGGCACGUCGCUACUGGACGCCUAGCGAGGAGGAGCGUCUCUACGAGAUCUGGGGCCGCGACAACUGGCGUCUGACGCGGAAUGGCAAGAAUACGAUAUUCUUUGCUCAGUGGGCGGAGGAGUUGCGCGAACGUUUCGGGGUGGAUGUGAAGCCCGAGGAGAUACAAAUGAAAGUUAACCAGACGAGGGCCAAGUUCAGAUCGGUGAAGAAGCAGCUGCUGUCGGAUCCCACCAGUUAUCCCAAUCGCUGGAAGAAGUACGACAUUAUCAAUCGAAUACUGAAGAACCUACACAGGCCGAAGGAUGCCGAGCCCUUGCCCCCGGGUGCACUGCUUAACAAUCGCGAUAUGACUCCGCCCAGGGAGAAUAUGACUCCCCAGCCGCAGCAGCAAGGUCUCAAUCUCACCACAGAGGCGACGGCGGCCACCAGCUUCUACAACAACAGCAGCAACAGCAACAACAGCAGCAGCCACAACAACAACAACAGCGGCGGCGGUGGGAUGAGCUUCAAUACGGAACUAUUUACGGAUCAGUACGAUGAGGCGGUGAAGCAGGAGUACGAGGACGACGAGUAUCGUUCGAUACCCUUCCAGGAGCCACUCCAACAGUAUUCGCCAGCCGAGCCAGCUCAAUUGCUCGAGCUGCAGACGCCACAGCAGAUACAACAGCAGCAACUCCAACAGCAACAGCAGCAGCCACAAUUUCAACCCGGAUACGGGCAACAAUUUCAGCAGCAGCAGCAACCAUUGCAGCUGCCCACAGAGCAACAGCAGCAGAUCCAACAGCCAGGAUCACAGCAGCAGCCGCAACAGCAGCAGCAGCAGCAACCGCAGCCAAGUGUCUACACAAACAGCAGCAGCAAUGGAACCGCCGCGACCAUCAAUCAUCAGCCGAUCACCGCCGUGGCGUACAUCAACAGCAGCAACAACACGAUCAGUGUGGCCACCAAUGCCAAUGGAGGAACAGUCGGGAUGAGCUCGCCCGCACCGGCACCGCGGAGACGCGGUCGUCCCUUUGGAUCGUCGAAUACCCUAGCGGCCGACUCCCUGGAGGCCCUGUACAUGGAGGAGGUGCGUCGGAAUACCCAGCUGAUCGCCGAACAGACAAAGAUAUCCCGUCAACGUUUGGAGCUGGAGGAACGGAAGCUGGACUUGAUGCAGACCUUCUUCCCCAAGGUACUGGAGAAUCAGACCCUGAUCCUCAACCGCUUCAUGCAGUGGGAGGCCCGACCUCAGCAGACCCAGCAAAUGCACCACCAUGCGCAACCAGAUUCUGGGCAGCCACAGCAGUGAGCAGAAUUUUCGGAUAUUUUUAAGCAAAUCAAAGUUUGUAGUUUUCAGGAUCGCGACGCAUUAAUAUUUGUCAAAUUUUUGAAAUUUUUUAAAGUCGAUUUGGUGUCCAACAAUUUAAUUUAAUACAAUUUAAUACCCUACACAUUUAAAAUA
This is a messenger RNA of Drosophila pseudoobscura, 1766 nucleotides long. RefSeq names its product GATA zinc finger domain-containing protein 10. Lineage: Eukaryota; Metazoa; Arthropoda; Insecta; Diptera; Drosophilidae. The record is from RefSeq and is a predicted model, not a curated record. Gene Ontology annotation, biological process: positive regulation of DNA-templated transcription. Gene Ontology annotation, cellular component: nuclear body. The transcript is spliced from 2 exons. Bases 207 to 1613 code for a protein of 468 amino acids.